AGCAGUUUUCAAACGAAACAAGUAUGGCGGUAGAUGUUGUUUUGACAAGCCACAUCCAAAACACCAUCGUAAAUGCCAUCAAAUACGAUCAUAUUCCACAGGAUCUCGCCGAACGACUAUCACAAUAUACAGAUGUUUCUCUGGAGAAACAAGAUUCCACGCAAGGGGUCUGCAAAGUUCCUAUUCCGUUUAAGUUAGUGAAGCAACUUUGGAAAUGCGUCCGAGAGAAGCAUGAUUCAGAUUCAAGCUCAAAUAUGUAUUUACAUGAGUUGCUUUGUGGAAGUGAAGUUUAUGUAGAGCCACUAAAACUACCAGAAAAGAGUCCAGAGCUUGUAGCACGUCUUAAGAAACUAAAAGCAAAACAAGAAAAAGUGGAGUAUGAAAGAAUGGUUUCAAAUAUUGAUCAAAAGUGGCAUCAAACUGAUGGAAUGCAAUUUGGACAAGAAGUUCGCUCUGGUGGCAAACAGUUGUCUUCAAUAAUCAACUUCCUGUUGUCAAUAAUUGCAACAUUCACAUUUGGUUACAUUGCAUCACAGUACGCUUUUCCUUCCAUUGCUGUGGUAUGUAACUUUUAAAGGUGUUAUGCAACAAUACUUACAGCUGUAGCUCUGGAGCAGGGAGAGGCUUAGACUGAAGCAAGUUUUAAGGGAAAAAUAUGGACCCCCAUUAUAAUUCUAUGAGGUUUUAAUAU
Molecule: messenger RNA, 691 nt
Organism: Pocillopora damicornis (cauliflower coral)
Lineage: Eukaryota; Metazoa; Cnidaria; Anthozoa; Scleractinia; Pocilloporidae
Product: vacuolar ATPase assembly protein VMA12
Biological process (GO): vacuolar proton-transporting V-type ATPase complex assembly
Cellular component (GO): endomembrane system
Source: RefSeq, a predicted model, not a curated record